CGGGCAGCGGAGGCAUCUGUCAAAGGUCAGAACCAAGAAAAUCAAACUUACCACUUCAACGCUAGAAGGGCUAGUGUUGGAAGGUCUUCUCGUUUUGUAGACGUCGUAGGCUUUCUCCAAUUCAAUCGGGCACCUGCAGAGUUUGCGACAAGAUAUCUUAAGUGUGUUUUUUUCCUAAGCAAAAAGACGGCGCUCCAAUCCGCGGCCGCUUGUCAGAUUCAAGCUGCCUGUCGCCGUCAUUUGAGCACAUCAGAAGC
Amoebophrya sp. A25 is the source of this 257-nucleotide messenger RNA. Lineage: Eukaryota; Dinophyceae; Syndiniales; Amoebophryaceae. The record is from the annotation of a GenBank genome assembly.